This is a messenger RNA of Malassezia restricta, 1692 nucleotides long. Its product is annotated as T-complex protein 1 subunit eta. Gene Ontology annotation, cellular component: chaperonin-containing T-complex. The coding region runs from base 1 to 1692 and encodes 563 amino acids. The transcript is spliced from 2 exons. Gene Ontology annotation, biological process: protein folding. Gene Ontology annotation, molecular function: ATP-dependent protein folding chaperone; ATP hydrolysis activity; ATP binding. The record is from RefSeq and is a predicted model, not a curated record. NCBI's taxonomy places the organism in Eukaryota, Fungi, Basidiomycota, Malasseziomycetes, Malasseziales, Malasseziaceae.
AUGAUGCAGAGUGGGCGACUUGGCAUGAUGCAGCCGCCUGUGAUCCUGCUCAAGGAGGGCACGGAUACGUCGCAGGGCAAGGGACAGCUGCUGUCGAAUAUUGGUGCAUGUCUUUCGGUGGUGUCGUGUGUGGCGUCGACGCUAGGUCCGCGGGGUAUGGACAAGAUGAUCGUGAAUGAGCGUGGCGAGGCGACGAUCUCGAAUGACGGUGCGACCAUUCUCAAGCUGCUGGACAUUGUGCAUCCGGCUGCUCGUACGCUGGUGGAUAUCGCGCGCGCGCAGGAUGCCGAGGUUGGUGAUGGCACGACGUCGGUCGUGCUGCUGACGGGCGAGAUUCUCAAGCAGUGCCGGCCGUUUAUUGAGGAUGGCGUGAGCCCGUACGUGGUAGCUCGCGGUAUUGUAGCUGCGUCGCAGCUGUGCAUAGAGCAUGUGCGUCAGCUCGCCGUGCGCAUUGACAAGACGAAUGAGUCGGAGUUUUAUGGACUGUUGCUCAAGUGUGCCGGCACGGCCAUGUCGUCCAAGCUGAUUGUGUCGCAGCGUCCCUUUUUUGCGCAGAUGGCUGUGGAUGCGAUCUUGUCGCUGGACCGUGAAGAUCUCAACCACAAGUUGAUCGGGAUCAAAAAGGUGCCUGGUGGCGCUAUGCAAGACUCGAUGUUGAUUCGGGGUGUGGCGUUCAAAAAGACGUUUUCGUACGCGGGCUUUGAGCAGCAGCCGAAAAAGUUUGUGCACCCGAAGGUGCUGUGCCUGAAUGUGGAAUUGGAGCUGAAGGCGGAGAAGGACAAUGCGGAAGUGCGUGUGCAGCAGGUGUCGGAGUACCAGGCGAUUGUCGAUGCGGAGUGGUCGAUUAUCUACCGCAAGCUCGAGGCGAUCGUGCAGACGGGUGCGAAGGUGGUGCUGUCGAAGCUGCCGAUUGGCGACUUGGCGACGCAGUACUUUGCUGACCGGGAUAUCUUUUGUGCGGGACGUGUGCCGGCGGAUGAUUUGCAGCGGGUCGUGCAGGCGGUGGGCGGCUCGAUCCAGUCGACGGUGUCGGACCUGGACCCGGCGCGCCAUCUGGGCACGUGUGGCCUGUUUGAAGAGUGCCAGGUGGGUGGAGAGCGCUUCAACCUGUUUACCGAGUGUGAGGGUGCGAAGAGUGCGACGGUGAUUUUGCGGGGUGGGGCGGAGCAGAUGAUGGCGGAGAUUGAGCGCAGUUUCCACGAUGCGAUUAUGAUUGUGAAGCGUGCGAUCCAGAACCAUGAUGUCGUGGCGGGCGGUGGUGCGAUUGAGAUGGAGCUGUCGAAGAUGCUGCGGGCUCAUGCGCGGACGAUCCAGGGCAAGCAGCAGAUGAUCCUGUCGGCGUACGCCAAGGCGCUCGAAAUUGUCCCGCGGCAGCUGGCGGACAAUGCGGGCUUUGACGCGACGGAUCUGCUGAACCAGCUGCGCAUGCAGCAUGCGAACGGCCAUGUAUGGGACGGCAUUGACAUUGCGUCGGAGGGUGUGUCGAACAACAUGGAGCAGUUUGUGUGGGAGCCGGCGCUGAUCAAGAUCAAUGCGCUCUCGAGCUCUGCCGAGGCUGCGCGACUGAUCCUGAGCAUUGACGAGACGAUCCGUGCGCAGCCGAACGAGCCGGCUGGCGGCGGUCCACCGAUGCCGCCGGGCACCGCGCAGCGUGCGUUGCGGAGCGGCGGCCGAGGCCUGCCGCGUCGUUGA